This is a messenger RNA of Charadrius vociferus (killdeer), 1143 nucleotides long. It is a transcript of the gene BIN3, whose product is annotated as bridging integrator 3. The record is from RefSeq and is a predicted model, not a curated record. Gene Ontology annotation, biological process: plasma membrane tubulation; endocytosis; actin cortical patch localization. The transcript is spliced from 10 exons. Lineage: Eukaryota; Metazoa; Chordata; Aves; Charadriiformes; Charadriidae. Gene Ontology annotation, cellular component: cytoplasm; actin cortical patch. Bases 1 to 1143 code for a protein of 380 amino acids. Gene Ontology annotation, molecular function: protein binding; lipid binding.
AUGGUCGGGAUUGCUUCUCUGAAUAACCCUCCUCGGCAAGGUUGGCCAGACAAGGGAGAUGGGAAGGUUGUGCGCAGGAUACCGUUCAAGAUCGGGCAGCCCAAGAAACAGAUUGUACCCAAGACAGUGGAGAGAGACUUUGAAAGGGAAUAUGGAAAGCUUCAGCAAUUGGAAGAUCAGACCAAAAAACUUCAGAAGGAUAUGAAGAAAAGCACAGAUGCAGACUUGGCCAUGUCCAAAUCGGCUGUCAAAAUCUCUUCGGACCUGCUGUCCAACCCGCUGUGUGAACAGGAGCCCAGCUUUCUGGAGAUGGUCACGGCCUUCGACACGGCGAUGAAGAGGAUGGACUCUUUCAACCAGGAGAAGGUGAAUCAGAUCCAAAAGACAGUCAUAGAGCCUUUGAAAAAGUUCAGCAGCGUGUUCCCCAGCCUGAACAUGGCAGUGAAGCGACGGGAGCAAACGCUGCAGGACUACAAGCGCCUGCAGUCCAAGGUGGAGAAAUACGAGGAGAAGGAAAGGACCGGCCCCGUCCUCGCCAAGCUGCACCAGGCUCGUGAAGAGCUGAGACCGGUGAAGGAGGACUUUGAAGCCAAAAACAAGCAGCUCCUGGAGGAAAUGCCCAAGUUUUAUAGCAGCCGCAUCGAUUACUUCAAACCCAGCUUUGAGUCGCUGGUCCGGGCGCAGCGUAAGGUGGUUCAAGCCCUGGUUGCGCAUCAGCCGCUGGCAUUUGGUGGCUUUAUCCAUCUGGGCCUGGAGAAAGCUGGGGUGGAGGGGGUUAAAGUGAGACAAGUGUGUGACAAGUGGCACCGGCCAGCGUGGCGAUGCACGGCCCGGCUGCCUCGCUGGGAACAAGCCAUGCCAUGGCAAAGGGAAGGACCCCGCUUCAAACCAGCUCCGGACCAGCAGCUUUAUGGCUUUGACCCAACGAGACCCUCCGAGACCUUCUGGCUGGGCGGUUGGGUUCCCAUGGCACAGCUUGGCCGCCAGCCCCGGUGCCGGGUGUCUCCUGACGGCGUGACAUGUCCCGAGCUCGCAGAGGCUGUAACAUUCAACACCAAAUACUUUUGUCCACCCACGUGCCUGGGCCAAGCCAACAGAGGCAAAUAUUUCCCCGGCUGGGGGGACUUUGAAGUGGCCACAUGA